This is a messenger RNA of Trichomonas vaginalis G3, 481 nucleotides long. RefSeq lists its product as uncharacterized. NCBI's taxonomy places the organism in Eukaryota, Parabasalia, Trichomonadida, Trichomonadidae. The record is from RefSeq and is a predicted model, not a curated record. The annotation marks the transcript as partial. The transcript has a single exon.
AUGUACGCCGCUCAGAAUAUAACGCCAACAGUUUUGGAUGCUAUGAAUGGAAAUGUUUCCGAAUGGUAUAACGAAUGCGACAAUGCCAUUAGAAGGUCAGAAAUAGUUCCUGGAACUUACGAAUAUACAACUGCUGUUUCUUAUGGAAACGUAGGUGAGUUUGGUGAAGGUUCUUCAACAACAGUAGAUAUUGCUUGCGACAGGUUUCAUAUUAUUUCUAUUGACAACUCUUUCUUAUACGUGGAACAAGACAUUGAAAUAAAACCUUCUGCCAAGUUGUCUGACAAGAAAGGUUGCAAUGGAAUUUUCUAUGUCGGAUACCAAUAUGCUCCAGAAGUUUUCAUGGGAUAUAAGAUAUAUUCUAACUCUGACUUAGUUCAAACAGUAACAUGGGCAAACUAUGAAUGGUUCGCUUUGAGAAACUCAGUACAACCACAAGCUAGAGAACAAACAGACCAGUAUGCAACUAUUGAGAAAAUAA